Aspergillus caelatus is the source of this 1086-nucleotide messenger RNA. RefSeq lists its product as uncharacterized. Lineage: Eukaryota; Fungi; Ascomycota; Eurotiomycetes; Eurotiales; Aspergillaceae. The coding region runs from base 1 to 1086 and encodes 361 amino acids. The transcript has a single exon. The record is from RefSeq and is a predicted model, not a curated record.
AUGUCUGGUCUUUUUUUUACCUCCCUUCUGAGCAUCACAGCUCCGCUAGUAGCUGCAUACGCACCUGGUCUUGAGCUGGUCUACUCACUUGAACGGGCGACCCAGGGCAUCAGCAUCUCAGCCAACGGGCGCAAAUUUCUGUCGCAGCGAUACUCUACAACGGAGCCACCCCAGGCAGUGGAGCUUCUAAGCGACAAUACAACAGUUCUCUACCCGAAUGCUGCAUGGAAUUCGUACAACGCAAGCGAUUCGAGUUCAAACCCACGGGAGACCUUCGUUAGUAUUGACGGCGCGCGAAUUGGACCCGACGGGCGGUACUGGUUGGUCGAUGGCGGUUCGCAAGGCAUCAAUGGCUCAACCAAACUAGUGGGUGUUAAUCUCACCACUGAUGCUGUCGACAAGAUCUACUACCUGGACGAUAUCAAGGCAGACGACAGCGGUAUUGAUGAUGUCCGUUUUAAUGCAGCUGGAGACGUUGCCUACUUGAGUGAUACAGCCGGCGCCCUAUUGGUUUUGAACAUGACAACUGGAAACGGUGUGCGAGUCCUUUCAGAUGACGACUCAGCCUCCGCCUGGUAUCCGAUGAUGUACAACGGGACACUGGUGCCCGGAUACGGUGGCGAUGGCAGUACUCUUGCUGUUGGUCUGGACCAAAUUGAAGUAUCGCCGGAUGGAGUUUACAUGUAUUAUCAGCCUUGUAAUGGUGGUCUGUACCGAGUCAAGACCACAUAUGUUGAUGCCACACUGACUAACACAACAAUGGCUGCCUCACUUGGGGACUACGCUGAGCCAUUUGCUCUGACGCCGAGCACUGGAGGAACCACCAUCGAUGGCCAUGGCAACAUCUACGUCAGCGACACCAGCCUCCUCGCCAUCUGGAAGGUCACCCCUGAGGGCCGUGCCAGCAUUCUCGUUCAAGAUGACGCUCUCCUCUGGACGGACUUGAUGUGGGUGACAGCGGACAAGAAGCUCUGGCUGCCUGCCUCUCAGAUGCGUCCCGGCGGUGAUGGCUUAAUGGCCGAUGGGCCCAACUACAUCUUCACCUAUCCCAUUGGUGCUGGCCCAUCUCCUAUCGAUCAUGCAUAG